CUGAAAGUAGUAGAACUACUUUGACCUUGUUUCCCCAUGGUUUCAAUGUGCUGUGAACUGUUGAAUUAACUUGUUGGUUGAAAUAAUGGGCUCUUUGGUGAAACAGGUUCAUCUGAUUGGCAGAGUAGCCAAACAUGGAUUAUGUUUUAUGUCUUCAACAGCUAGUUCUGUUCAGGGUAUGUCAUUUGAACUAACCCAGGAACAGCGUGACUAUCAGGAACUAGCUCGUAAGUUUGCUCGAGAAGAAAUUAUACCAAAGGCAGCAGAGCAUGAUCGAACAGGAGAGUACCCAGUGGAGAUACUAAAAAAAGCAUGGGAAAUUGGAUUGAUGAAUACACAUAUAUCUCCCAAAUAUGGUGGUCUUGGAUUAGGUACUUUAGAUUCCUGUAUUAUUACAGAAGAAUUGGCGUAUGGUUGUACUGGUGUUCAAACAGCUUUAGAAGGCAAUUCAUUGGGAGAAAUGCCUGUUAUUCUUGCCGGUAAUGAAGAACAAAAGAAGAAAUAUUUAAGUCGUAUGAUAGAAGAACCUCUCAUGUGUGCAUAUGGUGUAACAGAACCAGGAGCUGGUUCUGAUGUUGCAGCAAUUCAAACGAAAGCAGUAAAGAAAGGUGAUGAAUAUAUUUUAAAUGGACAGAAAAUGUGGAUUACAAAUGGUGGUAAAGCUAACUGGUAUUUUAUUUUAGCUAGAACUGAUUUAGAUCCAAAAGCAUCGACAGGAAAAGCAUUUACAGGAUUUAUAGUAGAAAGAGAUUGGCCAGGUGUUAAUCCUGGUAGAAAGGAAAUCAAUAUGGGUCAAAGAGCAUCAGACACUCGAGGAAUCACAUUUGAAGAUGUACGAGUUCCAAAAGAGAAUCUUCUUGGUUCUGAAGGAAUGGGUUUUAAAAUUGCCAUGGGAGCAUUUGAUAGAACACGUCCACCAGUGGCAGCAGGUGCUGUUGGUUUGGCUCAGCGAGCUCUGGAUGAAGCUACUAAAUAUUCUCUCGAAAGAAAAACAAUGGGAAAAUAUAUCUGUGAGCAUCAAGCUGUGUCCUUUAUGUUAGCUGACAUGGCAAUGGGUGUUGAAGCUUCAAGAUUAUUAACUCACAGAGCAUCAUGGGAAAUAGAUCUUGGCAGACGUAAUACUUAUUAUGCUUCUAUGGCUAAAGGUAUGGCAGGUGAUGUUGCUAAUAAAUGUGCUACAGAUGCUGUCCAGAUAUUUGGAGGAAAUGGCUUCAACUCAGAAUAUCCUGUAGAAAAAUUGAUGAGAGAUGCUAAGAUUUUUCAGAUAUAUGAAGGAACUGCUCAAAUCCAACGACUAAUUAUUUCACGUGAACACUUGGCAAAGAUGAAACAAAAUAUGUAAAAAGGACUAAUGAGCGAUUAGAUGGGAAGAAGAACAAUAGAAUGAAUGAAAAUAAUAGAUAUGAAUAUAAAUAUAAUGGGAUGAGCAUGUUUUCCUGGUAACACAAAUAUGAAUGACCUGAUUAAUUCUAGAAGUUCAACUGUUUGUCCCUACCAGAUAAAUUAAAAUGAUUAAAGGAAAGGCUCAUGUAAAUAAGACAUUCUCAGGAAAAUACAUUAAUGAAUAUAUAAUUCUGAUAAUUACUUGUAAUAACAUGUAAUUAAUAAAAUAAGCCUUUUUGGUUUAAAACUUGAAUAA
Messenger RNA from Patella vulgata (common limpet), 1639 nucleotides. RefSeq names its product medium-chain specific acyl-CoA dehydrogenase, mitochondrial. Bases 86 to 1342 code for a protein of 418 amino acids. Gene Ontology annotation, biological process: fatty acid beta-oxidation; medium-chain fatty acid catabolic process. The record is from RefSeq and is a predicted model, not a curated record. Lineage: Eukaryota; Metazoa; Mollusca; Gastropoda; Patellidae. Gene Ontology annotation, molecular function: flavin adenine dinucleotide binding; medium-chain fatty acyl-CoA dehydrogenase activity. Gene Ontology annotation, cellular component: mitochondrion. The transcript has 13 exons.